Molecule: messenger RNA, 912 nt
Organism: Hypomesus transpacificus
Lineage: Eukaryota; Metazoa; Chordata; Actinopteri; Osmeriformes; Osmeridae
Gene: pfn4
Product: profilin family member 4
Exons: 4
Coding region: 213-602 (129 amino acids)
Cellular component (GO): cell cortex
Molecular function (GO): actin monomer binding
Source: RefSeq, a predicted model, not a curated record
AAGCCCAGGUGUUCGGUUUAAGAGUUGAAUUCGAAGUGCUGCAGUUAAACACUGCUUCUCUGAGAGUGCACGUGCGCUCCCUUGGCACAACACCGGGACGGGUGGAAAAGCUAUGCGCAUGGCCUGUUUAUUUGUUUCUAUGGAAACCAGUAGCAAACUUUUUGAGAGAAAAAAAACUGGAUUGUAACCUUGACAGGAAACAAAAUACAACGAUGAGUCUCAACCAAUUUCAAAUUAUGAUUAACGAUUGCCUUAUUGACACAAAACACGUGGAAAACGCUGCAAUAUUGGUGGCAAAAAAUGGAAACGUGACCGCUGCAUCUGCCAGGUUUCAGAUUAUUCCGCAGGCCCAGAUGUUUGCAGACGCCUUCAAGGAUCUGACCGCCACGAGAGAGCGAGGAUUCUACUUCCAAGAAAAAGCGUAUACGUGUGUCCGGGCGGACCGAAGCUCCAUAUACUGCAAAUGUGGUGUGCACGGGUUGAUAUUGGUGAGGACCACACUGUACGUAAUUGUUGCCACCUACAACGGGAGCAUGUAUCCCAGCGUUUGUGUGGAAGCUGUUGAGAAACUUGCGGAAUACCUCAAAGAAAAGGGCAAAUGAUGGAGCUGAACAGCGGGCGAGCCGCGUCUACAGCCGCAGAUAAAUGAUGGACAAAGCGAAGUGACCGCCCCUUUCAUGGACUGUAACAGAGAAGAUGUCAAACUCAGGAGGCUUCUAUUCAGCGUGAUACCUGCACACCUAAAUAAUGCUCUGAUGAAUUUGAACGUUGUUGGAAAAACUUGUUUGGCUUGAUGGAUGGAACCUCUACAUUGAAUAUCCAACUGCAAGAGUCAAUCAGUCCAAUGUGCAAAUGUAUGUCAGACUAAAAUUUGCUGUGGUGGUCAGGUACUGCCGUCAAUCAGGAGUGGGU